GUGGGGGUUGAAUAGUUAGUAGCUCUUGACGUCACCAGAGAGCGAAGCAUUGUAAUGAGUGCGCUCGGAGAGGACUAGGUCCUGAGUAAAGAGCGUCACUGUGAUAUGGCUGACGUGAUUUCAUUUGGAGUGAAGAUGAGCAUGCUUGUGUUUUUUUUGUGUUUAUUCUUGACAUCCUCUGCAUCCCGUGGACCUGAUUCCUUCAUCCAUCCAAGUGAAGGAAACUCUGAACAUCAUGAACACAAUUAUGAUGAAAAGAUGUUCCUCGGAGGAGAGGAAGAAGCAGAGGAUUUCAGUGACCUUAGUCUAGAAGAACAGUUAAAAAGGCUAAAAUCCAUUAUUCGAAAGAUUGAUCAGAGUGGAGAUGGAUAUCUCACAGAAGAGGAGCUAAGUAAAUGGAUCCAAAAGUCAUUCAGGCAUUAUAUCCUAGAGGAUACAAAAGAGUUAUUUGCUGAAUUUGAUAAAGAUAAAAAUGGAUAUGUUUCCUGGGAUGAGUACAAUAUUCAGAUGUAUGAUCGUAUCAUUGACUAUGAUGAAGAUGUGGUUCUUCAAGAUGAUGAGGAGGAAUCUUUUCGACUGAUUCACUUAAAGGACAAGAAGCGUUUCAAUUAUGCAGACAAAGAAGAUCCUCCUGGGCUGAAUCUGAUGGAAUUUACAGAUUUUGAGCACCCAGAAGAAUCUGAUCACAUGUUGGAAUUUGUCAUCGACAGAGCUUUAGAAGAACAUGACAAGGAUGGCGACGGCUUUGUUAGUCUUAGAGAAUACUUGGGUGAAUACACAGAUGAUCAAGAUUCUGUUGAAUUCCCUCAAUGGGUCAUUGUUGAGAAAGACAGGUUUGUGAAUGAUUAUGACAAGGACGGCGAUGGCAAACUUGACCCCACUGAACUGCUUUCAUGGAUAGUUCCCAAUAACAGAGAGAUUUCACAAGAGGAGGCAACUCAUUUAAUUGAAGAAAUUGACGAUGAUGAUGAUGGGCGGCUGAGUGAAGCUGAAAUCCUCCUCCAUCAAGACUUGUUUCUAACCAGUGAAGCUACAGACUAUGGCCGACAGCUAAAGGAUGAACACUUUUACCACGAUGAACUCUAAGUCCAGUUUGUCCACGGUGGACUAAUUAUGAACUGAUUUAUUUUUUUAUGUGUUUGUCACAAGCUUCACUGAAACAUAGUAGGCAUUUCUGUUCAUUCCAGAGAUGGUCAAUGUCUGGUUUAAGAUAUUUUUAUUUGUUUGAUAUUAAAACACUAAGCAGCUAAUUUUAUGAAAACUAUUAAAUUGUGGACCAGUGAUUGGAACGUAA
Molecule: messenger RNA, 1294 nt
Organism: Pelobates fuscus (common spadefoot toad)
Lineage: Eukaryota; Metazoa; Chordata; Amphibia; Anura; Pelobatidae
Gene: RCN2
Product: reticulocalbin 2
Exons: 8
Coding region: 106-1086 (326 amino acids)
Cellular component (GO): endoplasmic reticulum
Molecular function (GO): calcium ion binding
Source: RefSeq, a predicted model, not a curated record